CAUAUUUAGAUCCUACCCAUGGGCUGGGCUGUUUCCCUCAAGGCCAGCUACAAAAGGCAUCUCUCCUUGUCAACACACUCACACAUCCAAACACAGCAGGGCAGGAAACUUACUGUGAUACUGCACUGGAAAGAACACAGCUUGUCUUAAAGUCAUGGGGAUAUUAGAUCUGUUUCUGCAGACCUCCAGUUCUGUCUCCCUGUCGGGGGCUCUGGUGGUCCUGCUGCUCAUCUACCUUGUUUCCACCUUCAGCUUCAACUCCCAGGAGAACAGGAAGGAUCCUCCAGGACCAAAACCACUUCCCCUGCUUGGUAACCUGCUGCAGCUGGACCUCGGGAGACCCUACAACACGUUACUUGAGUUUUCCAAGAAAUAUGGACCAGUGUUCACCGUCUAUUUGGGACCAAAGAAAGUGGUGGUCUUGGCAGGAUACAAGACAGUGAAGGAGGCACUUGUUAAAUAUGCUGAAGAGUUUGGAGACAGAGACCAGUUACAAAUUGUGAGGGACUUCAAUAAAGGACAUGGGGUUUUAUGGUCCAAUGGGGAUUCAUGGAAAGAAAUGAGGCGCUUUGCUUUGACCAAUCUGAGAGACUUUGGGAUGGGCAAGAAGGCAUGUGAGGACAAAAUCAUAGAGGAAUGUAACUUCCUGAUUGAAGUCUUUAAGAAAUUUAAAGGAGAAGCCUUUGACACAACCCAACCAAUGAACUGUGCAGUCUCUAAUAUUAUCUGCUCCAUGGUCUAUGGCAGCAGAUUUGAAUACGAUGAUCCAGAGUUUACAUCUCUGGUCGAUCGAACAAACAGAAACAUCCAACUUGCAGGUUCUUCAUCAAUGCAGUUAUACAACCUGUUCCCAUGGUUCUGCAAAUGGAUCGCUAACAGGAAGGAAUUCCACAAACUGGCUGAUGCCAAUAAGAAACAGAACUUAAAGCUGUUCAGUCGUCUGAAAGAGACUCUCAAUCCACACAUGUGCAGAGGAUUUGUGGACGCCUUUCUGGUCCGAAAACAACAUGCGGAGGAAUCUGGAAUUACCAACAGUCACUUCCAUGAUGAAAACCUUAUAGCCACAGUCGUCAACCUCUUUGCUGCUGGCACUGACACAACAGCAACUACACUGAGAUGGGCACUUCUGCUGAUGGCCAAGUAUCCGAAGACACAAGACCAGGUCCAGGAGGAGCUGAGCAGGGUUUUAGGAAGUCGUCAGGUGCAGGUUGAAGACAGGAAGAACCUGCCCUUCACUGAUGCUGUCAUCCAUGAGACACAGAGACUGGCCAACAUCGUCCCCAUGGCCCUGCCUCACAGAACCAGCCAGGAUGUCACCUUCCAGGGUCACUUCAUUAAGAAGGGGACCACAGUGUAUCCUCUCCUGACCUCUGUCCUGUACGAUGAGAGUGAGUGGGAGAGACCUCACUCCUUUUAUCCUGCUCACUUCCUGGACAAAGAUGGAAAGUUUGUCAAGCGAGACGCCUUCAUGCCUUUCUCUGCAGGUCGCAGGGUUUGUCUCGGAGAGAGUCUGGCCAGGAUGGAGCUCUUCAUCUUCUUCACCACCCUCCUGCAGCACUUUCGUUUCUCUCCUCCACCUGGAGUUUCAGAAGAUGAACUGGAUCUGACUCCACGUGUGGGCUUCACCCUCAACCCUUCACCUCAUAAACUGUGUGCUGUCUCUCAUAUGUGAGCGGCAGGGUCUGAAAAUACUGCUUAUAUUCAAGACAGGAGACGUUCAUUUCUUAAUCAGCUACUUUUAAGAUGUUAUCAGAAAAUUAAAUGUAACUGUUACAUCAUGAUUUGAUGUAUAUGUUCAUAAUUACAGCUGUGUACUUCCUGCAUGUUAGUGGUCAUGAUUUGAUGAGGCCUGCAGUAAGGCAUCAUUCACAAAUAAAAGAUGUAAUCCUGUUCCCAA
Messenger RNA from Lates calcarifer (barramundi perch), 1897 nucleotides. RefSeq names its product cytochrome P450 2K1. Gene Ontology annotation, biological process: xenobiotic metabolic process. The record is from RefSeq and is a predicted model, not a curated record. The transcript is spliced from 9 exons. Gene Ontology annotation, molecular function: heme binding; iron ion binding; oxidoreductase activity, acting on paired donors, with incorporation or reduction of molecular oxygen, reduced flavin or flavoprotein as one donor, and incorporation of one atom of oxygen. NCBI's taxonomy places the organism in Eukaryota, Metazoa, Chordata, Actinopteri, Centropomidae. Bases 155 to 1672 code for a protein of 505 amino acids. Gene Ontology annotation, cellular component: cytoplasm; intracellular membrane-bounded organelle.